UACAGGCUAGUGCAGCUCCGCAUCAGCUAAAACUGGCACCAAUUUCUGGGCAAAUAGAUCAGAAAAUUGCAAACUGCAUUUCUGUGCAUCUGUGGAAUCGCUGAAAGCAGAUCAAACAGAUCGCCUGACUUAAACCUAAAAAUUCCCAGAGCUCAUCAUCUAUCUAACUCUCUCCCUCUCCCCCCUCUCUCCCUCCUCAUUCUCUCUCUCCUACAGAGACCCAGCCGGUCCGGCUGUCCUCCCUGCUGCCAUGGCCGCGGAGGCUGCCGGUAGGAAUGAUGCCACGCGUGGACCUGCAAACAGCACAGAGAUGGAGGUGCGGCUGAAGGAGGGAAAAAUGAAGGCUGAUCUGGAGGCGCCUCUGCCGGCUGGACAGGAAGACUUUGCGAUCCGGUGUCGAGAUGUGUGCCGAUCGUAUGGCAAACUGAAGGUCCUCAACAACCUGAACCUGGCUGUGCCACAGGGACAAAUUUAUGGCCUUUUGGGGCCCAGUGGAUGUGGGAAGACCACACUUCUCAAAUGCAUUGUGGGAACUUUGAAAAUCUCACGAGGUCACAUCACUGUGCUAGGGAAGCCGCCUGCGUUUCCUGGCCACGAUAUUCCGGGGAAGAAAGUCGGAUACAUGCCACAGGAAUUGGCGUUGUACAAUGAGUUCACCAUUAGCGACACCCUGAUCUUCUUUGGCCGAAUUCACGGCCUGACAUCUAAGGAAACCCAGGCACGCAUGAACUUUCUCAUUGACUUCCUGGAUCUACCUCAGAAGACCAGUCUGGUCCGAAAUCUCAGUGGAGGUCAGCGUCGAAGGGUGUCUCUCGGGGCGGCUCUGCUCCAGAAUCCAGAGCUGCUCAUCCUGGAUGAACCAACAGUGGGAGUAGACCCUGUGCUCAGAUCCAAGAUCUGGCAUCACCUGGUAGAGAUUGUGAAGACGGGAAAAGUCUCUGUUAUUAUCACCACACACUACAUAGAAGAGGCCAGGCAAGCCAAUGUGGUCGGUCUCAUGCGACACGGCCGGUUGCUGGCUGAAGGUCCCCCAGAUGCCGUCAUGAAGCAGCACUGUGCAACAACCCUGGAGCAUGCCUUCCUGCAGCUGUGUGAGACGUCAGACCAGGCCGGCUCUAAACGCGAUUCCAGUUCUCCAGAUGGAACGUUAGACAAAAGCCAGUCAUUUGAGAAUGGGAAGGAUGAGAGUCAGCCAAUUCUUGGAGUCGGAUCUCCACCUGCAGAGGAAAGCCUCAAAUGUUCAGUGGACUGGAAGAUGCGAGCCAGACAUGUGCUGCCCAAGUGGAGGAACAUCGCAGCCCUGAUGAUCAAAACAUUGGUGCGGAUGAAGAGAAUGCCAGGCUCUUUGUGUUUCCAGUUCCUGCUGCCCGUCAUCCAGGUCUCCCUCAUCUGUCUGUGUGUCGGAGGAGAUCCAAAGGGCAUCCAGGUUGCUAUAGUGAACAAUGAGACCUCCCCCUCUGCUUUCAGCCAAUCAUUCCUCUCCUUCCUGGACAACGCGAGUGUGCAGCAGGUGAACUUGUCCCACAAAGAAGCUUUUGAGGGAAUCUAUAAUGGAGAGUACUGGAGUGUAAUCGGCUUUGGCAAGAACUUCACCAGCUACCUGACUAAACGGAUGCUCCAGCGGCAGGUCUCUCAGGAGAUAAUCGAUGGAGGAUCAAUACACGUCUGGCUGGACCAGACAAAUCGGCAAAUUGCCCUCAUGGUGCAGAAGAAACUACACCAGGCCUUCCAGGCAUUUGUGGAUUAUAAGUUGGGUGGCAUGGCAUAUAUGGUUGCCUUACCAAUAAAGUUUGAGGAGCCAAUCUACGGCAGCCAAAACACAGACUUUACUACAUUUGUGACCCCUGGAGCUGUGCUCAGGUCAGUACACUGUGUGCUGGUUAAAAUACUGGGCACCCAUAAAUUGACUGCAACAUUACGUGUGAGCUCUCUGGAGACGAUGCUGGCUCACCUCUUCUCUCAGCUGUUCGUCAUCAGCGUUCAGAUCAUCCUGCUGCUUCUUAUGAUGCUGCUCGUCUUCAAGAACCCUAACGAAGGGUCCUUGGUGCUCGUCAUAAUUCUGAUAGUCCUGCAGGGUGUCACAGGCAUCUCAUUCGGCCUCGUCAUCUCAUCUGCAAUCGACGACGAGCAGAGCGCCAACCAGGCCGCUCUGGGUAUCUUCUACCCCAACCUCAUCCUUAGUGGUAUCAUCUGGCCCGUGGAAUGUAUCCCGUAUCCUCUCCGCUACCUUAGCCUGGUCCUUCCUCAGACCUACGCCUCAGAAGCCCUUCGCUGUAUCAUGUACAGAGGCUGGGGUUUGUCUCGGAUGAUGGUGUGGCGAGGUUUCGCUGUUACCCUGGGCUGGAACACUUUCUUCCUCAUCCUGGCGACAGUCAUCCUGAAGCUGCGGACGUGACAGCCUCACCCCACAGAGCCUCCUUCAGAAUGGGGGGUGGAGCUGUCAAGGAAAGUCCUGAAGUCAACGACUCACCAGGGCCUCCUACAUGUGGAUGGACUGGGGCAACGGCAAGAGGGAAAAGGGAGGGGAGGGGUUCACUGUGGUUUAAUAGUCUGAUGGGUUGAAUGCAUCAGUCGCUCUCCUCCAAAUUAUGUCUCUCUCACACACACUUACAAACAUAGACUCUUGGGGUCCCUCAUCCAGCGGCCUGAACUUGCAGCAGUUGCCUUUGGCCUGUUUAAACGGAAGGGUGAAUUUAGGAUGCUGCACACAGAAAUACACAAGGUAGAAAAUGUACAUGCACAAUAUGUUAUUUAAGUAUCGUGUGUGGUCCUUUAGUUUGUUUCAAUUCUAUCCGUAGCUUCUUUAACUCAACACCAUCUGAAUGGCCAUGCACCAGCUCAGGGUCACGUUUUAUUACUUUUGUUUGGCCUUAGUCUUUAAUGCUACUAAAGAUUUUUCUGUAAUACACUUUAUCUUACAUCAAGUGGAGCAGCCCAUUUUUUGGGGGGUGGGGGGGAAGUGAAUGUAACUGUUUUUUGUCCUUGCAGUAUAUACUGUCUAUCCUGUGUAUAUUUGCAUUAAACAGACAAAUCAGUUCAAGUUUAUAUAAAAAAGAAGAAUCUUAGCACAACAGAAGCUUUUUGUCCACAAGAAAACGUGAAAAUGUUUUCCAAGCAGAGAACCUGAGUGGAGGAUUGUUGCAUAAUGUCGUGGGACUAGUUUUAAAGUGCUGAUUGCAUCAUGUUGUUCAGAAGGUUCUCACCCACAGAAACACCAUCUUCUCUAUCUGCUCGCUUUUGAUGUUUGUGUUCAGCUUUUUGUCCUGUCUGGUUAUGACUUGACAGGAAGUGGUUUCAUCUCACCGUGUUAGAGGUGCUGCAAAAUCGUCACGUAGAGGUGCAUUGUCGUUGUUGACUGUUCAGCCUGAAGGUUUUCUCUUUUUUUUGUGUGCCUGCAUCUCUUUUAGGAGGAGAUUGGUGAUGGGGAAAGUAUUGGUACUGUAUCUGUUUUUUAAUUAUUAUUUCUCUCUACUUUGCUGGACAGAGUGGAGGUUCUUGGACAGAUUUCCUUUCGCUGGUAUAUAGCUGUCCUAAUCCAUACAACUCUAUUUUUUACACAGACAUUUAAUUUGCACAGACUUUUUAUUAAUCUUUCUUUAAGAAUAAUACGGAUUAAAAGCACACAGGAGUAAUGCUGCUUUGAAUUAAACAUGCUAUGGAAAUUAGGGAGGAAAACAAGGGAAGAAAAAUCAAAUGAAAAUGCAGAAAUAAGGUGUUUAUAGUCAGAAAGCUUGGUUUUCCUUCCUUUUUUAUGUAGAAGUAAACUGCAAUGAAGAAAUUUUAAUUUUGACUUUGGGGGUGCUUUGACAUCCUACAACAGAUACCACUCUUUGUUUUGUGGGGUAUGUUUCCAAUUAGAGGUUAGAAUAAACAAUGAGAAAAACAAUUUUAAAACAAGACAUGCCUAUAUCUCACAGGUUGUUUAUUUUUCUGUCUUAAAUCUACAUCAUAGGUGCAUCAUAACCAGAAACCAUGCACAAUAACCUGAUGUGCACCUCCCCAGCAAUGUGAUUAUAUGUCACGCUGAUGCAAGCGCAGGUGUAAAUGCUGGCAACCAUGUCAGCCACUUGUGUACGCUACAUCGUAGUGUCUGCAUAGAUUCACUGCAGAAGAAUAACUUAAGUGUAAACCAGUGAGCUGUCUGCCUUUACCCAUAGCAUCAUGUCUUCAGAGGAAUAGUUUGACUUUCUGGUGGCCUAAUAAUAUACUAAACAGUUGGCUUAGCUUAGCGCUAAUACAGGAAAGGGUAAAACAACCUGCCCAAUUUAAAAAAAACACAAAAAUAUUUAAAGGUUAAUACAUGUUUUGGUUCAUCAAAAAAAUAUAACUAAAUAACUGAACUAAAAUAAAAAUAAGGACCUAUUCAACCACAAGUAUUUUUUUACUGUUCAAGAGUUUUUUAAGAAGUGACAUUGGCAUAAAUCAUUUUGUCCAUUUUCCCAAAAUAUCAAAGGGUUUCUUUAAAUGUAAAAACCUUUGAGAGACCCACAGUGCUGCAAAAGCACCAAACCAGCAUUACAUGUCGUGCCACUCUAAGAUUUAGAAAUGUUUACAUUCAUUAAUGUUUAAUCAAUCAUAUUUUACUUUUUACCCAGUUUUUGUUUCCAUCCUGUUGAUCAACACAUACUGAUGCACAAUGUUGUUGUUGUUUUUUUACCCAUGAUGCAACAGUGCUGGUAAUGGCAGUUAUAUCAUUAAUAUGUCCAUUAACAAGAUAAAUAAUGAAUCUAAACCACUGUAAAUUCCUCUGCUUGCUUUGUGUCGGCUUACAUUAUGGUUUAAUGAUGAUGUGCAUACGCCAUGCUGCGUACUGAGAUUUUCAUGCACUGUAAAUCUGCUCUUGCUGCUCUGCCGUACAUUCAUCAGUGUUCCUGUCGCACAUUUUAUGGGACAUUGCGUUGACUUAUUCAUCUUAUUUAAACAGCUUUCUAUUAUGUUCAGAGGACUUCUAAAUGGACUUUACUGUAUUUUGCCACACUGUGAGGAUAUACUGUAGCUCUGUUCAUAUUCUUACCUCUGUGCCUCAGUUGACUUUCAUCACACGAUAAUGUGUGUUUAUAUAAAAUCAUGUUAAAGUGGUGGUAAAAUUGGUACAGCUCGUGUAAAACCGUUGCUGAUUCUGUGAAAAUGCUUUUGUUUUGUUUUGUUUGCUCUUGGAAAGCUGAUAUAUUGUUGCCAAAAACUCAGUUUGAUCUGUGUAAAAUUUCUGAUUUUUGUUCAAAAGUGCUUUGUAUCGAUCACUACUUACAUUUACUUUCCCACACUCCAGUACCCACAAGACCAGCUAAAUAAUAUGUAAAAGCAAACAUCUGAGCAAAAGUCUGCAUGUCUUUGCAUCUUAUGAUUUACAUGAACUGCAAUGAUCCAACUAAAGAUUCUGAUUUAAAUGA
Messenger RNA from Neolamprologus brichardi, 5390 nucleotides. NCBI's taxonomy places the organism in Eukaryota, Metazoa, Chordata, Actinopteri, Cichliformes, Cichlidae. The record is from RefSeq and is a predicted model, not a curated record.